Molecule: messenger RNA, 852 nt
Organism: Drosophila takahashii
Lineage: Eukaryota; Metazoa; Arthropoda; Insecta; Diptera; Drosophilidae
Source: RefSeq, a predicted model, not a curated record
CUGAAACAAACGUGAAAAAAAACGGCGAGUCGGCGAAAAAAAUUUGAAUCGACGGGUUGUGUAGCGGACGAUUUUCACUUGGAGCGGAGCGCGGAGUCUCGCGUUUUUGUGUUUUAGCGGAAAAUCGGAUGAAAAACUCCAAAUGUUUACCAAAUGAGCGGCGACAGCUACGCGACCAAUUGACGAGAUCGUGUGUGUUUUAUCCAAUUAAACGAGCAUCGUCCACAAUUAGCGCCAUCGGAGCCAGGGAGCCAAGGGACAACCAAUGGAACAUGUUGAUGCCGGUGCGGGAGUACAACAAGCACAUAGCCAAAAUACCAAAUUGCAAGAUGAGGCAGCGGCCAACGCUUAGAGCCACCUUUGCAUCACUGUUGCUGCUCCUCCACGUCGCCCAGGCGCUCGAUCCGGCGGCUGCCAGCGGUGCAGCCGGAAGUGGUGCUGCAGCGGGUGGUGCAGGUCCUGCCUCGACCGGCGGUGCAGGUGGCGGGAGCCUGAGCAGCGGACCACCCACCCUCAUUGCCAAUCUCACGGAACAGGGCAGUCCCGGUGUGUAUAAUUCGACAAUGGGCUAAUGCUAAUUACCCGUCUAUAUGUAUAAAAUAUAUAUGGCAUUUACGUGGCUGUUAAGCUGACCUUUCUAGCUUUUAACCCCCUGGUGAAAACAACGCCGCCAUUUUGGCAUUUGCCAGGACGUUUAUGCGUGGUACUUUUUAAUGUAAUUUAAAAUCCGAUAACUGACUUAAAUGUAAUUUAUCACAUUUAUUACGAUAUUUAGUGUGAUGCCAUCGACCAGUCAAAAUAUCACGUCUACGUUAAAAAAAAUAAUUAAAAAUCAAAAAAAAAAAAACAAAA